UAAAAUUAAGGAACUAAAAUAAAUAAUUAUACAAAUUAAGAGACGAGUCGUGCAACGAAUAACUUAUGUAGACAUCGGCUCUUUGUUGACCAGUUAAGAAAUAUUUAUUUCUCCAUCUACUGCUAGCGUAGCCUAUAGCUUCUACUUAUACCACUGUACCACUCUUCACAGACAAUACUGGCAGCCUUUCCAGCUAAUUAGACCACUGCCAUCAAACCACUAAAUUGCAAAUUUUGACAACGACCUUUUUCUCAGUCACCCAUGUCUGAUUUCUCUCGCUUUUCACUCCCCCUCUACCUUCCCAGAAACCAAGCAAAGUUGAUCUCCCCAAGAAGGCCCCACCCUUCUUUAUCUCUGUCUCUUCUCUCCUUCUUAUCUGAUCCAUCGUCUCUGCGUAUCACUCUAUCUUUUCUUCUUUCUUCCUUCCUUUAGCUUGUCACAGAGCUAAAGAAGCUGACAUUAAAGAAGUGAUAUAUUCUUAUUCCCAUUUUCCUGUAUUACAGCAACGAGUAAAAUACUCAGCCUUUGAUACAUUAGAAUUGGUCACCGCACUACCUCAACUGCCCCCUCCAUUCUUUAAUCAAGAAAAUCAAAAUCCUUCCUUUCUGCAUUACAAAUCACACCCACUAGAUUAACCUCAAGAGAGGAACAAUGGAGAAGGGUUUUCUUCCUCUCUUCAUUUUUGCUUUCUUUGUUUCCACUUGCAGAGCAGAGAUCUCGAACAAGGUGGGAAUCAACUGGGGCGGGUUGGGAAACAAGCUCCCAUCACCUCCGCAGUCAGUGGGGCUCGUCAAAUCUCUCGGAGCCAAACGCGUCAAAAUCUACAAUGCCGACCCAGAUAUCCUUAAUGCCCUCAAGAACACCGACAUCGUAGUCUCCAUCAUGGUGCCAAACGAAAUCAUUGCCAACAUCUCCAAAAGCCAAUAUCUCUCCGAUCAAUGGGUCCAAACCAAUGUUGUGCCUUUCUACCCCGAGGUAAAAAUCCGAUAUCUACUUAUCGGGAACGAAAUCCUCACGAACCCUGAUAUUGGGACAUGGUACAAUCUUGUGCCGGCCAUGCGUCGAAUCAAGAGUUCCUUGAAAACCCACAAAAUCCACAAGGUCAAAGUUGGGACCCCAUCGGCAAUGAAUGUCCUGGAAUCGUCAUUCCCACCUUCAAAUGGAACUUUCCGGUCUGAUAUUUCGGAUCCGAUUAUCAAACCAAUGUUGCAGUUUUUAAACCGGACCAAAUCUUUUUUCUUCGUUGACAUCUACCCUUAUUUCGCUUGGGCCGAAAACCCGAAAGACAUCAAUCUCGAUUAUGCUCUUUUCCAGUCCAAGAAUAUAACGUACGCCGACCCGGUCACCAACCUAACCUACACCAACCUCUUUGACCAAAUGAUGGAUGCUCUUGUCUUCGCCAUGAAACGGCUCGGAUACCCGGAUAUCCGGAUUUUCAUUGCGGAAACGGGUUGGCCCAAUAACGGAGAUCUCGACCAAAUCGGUGCCAAUAUUUACAACGCCGCCACUUACACCCGCAACGUGGUAAAAAAGCUCACCAUCAAACCCGCCAUUGGCACCCCUGCCCGACCCGGAUCUGUAGUGCCUUCUUUCAUUUUUGCAUUGUAUAAUGAAAAUCAGAAACCAGGUCCUGGCACCGAGCGGCACUUUGGGUUGCUAUACCCUAACGGUUCAAAAGUGUUCGAGAUCGAUCUCAGUGGAGAAACACCUGAAUCGGAAUAUACAAAGCCGUUACCUGCACCGACAAAUAAUGAACCCUAUAAAGGAAAGGCAUGGUGCGUGGUGGCUGAAGGAGCGAAUAAGACUGCGCUGUUGGAUGCGAUAUCGUACGCAUGCUCGCAGGGGAACAAAACUUGCGAGCAGAUCCAGCCCGGAAACAGGUGUUAUAAACAGGAUUCUUUGAUUUGGCAGGCGAGCUACGCGUUUAGUUCGUAUUGGGCCCAAUUCAUGAAGGCGGGCGGGUCCUGUUAUUUCAACGGGUUAGCAACUCAGACCGCUAAAGAUCCGAGUUUCGGGCACUGCAAAUUUCCAAGUGUGACUCUUCAAGGCUGAAUUCAGCAAGUGAUUUGGGUGCCCAUUUUGCUAUAUUGUUGAGAGCUAAUAAAGUAUAUAAUUACUAAAAUGGGUGCCCAAAUCACUUAGCCUUUUUAGCAUAUGCUAUUUUAUGGCUUAUUCUGGAAGAGGCUAGAGAGAGGAUUUGCAACGGCUACAUGUAUUCACUAUUCAGCUUACUUAGUAUUUUUGAACACAACGGCUAAUUUAUUUUUUAUUUUAUAUUUUAUUAUCAUGUGUAAUGGUUCUCCAUUGGAUCUGACAGUAGCCUUUUAGCUAUUUGGACCAGUCGUGGGUAUUUAUUCUAUGUUCUUAGAUUUUGCCCAAAAGUCGGCAUUGUGGGCUUGAGAAAGAUAGAUUAAUCACCAGUGCUAGUAUAAAUGAAUGAUAAUUCCCAUCAAUUAAUGAAGAUUGUCCAAGUUACGAUAUUA
Messenger RNA from Hevea brasiliensis (rubber tree), 2483 nucleotides. Its product is annotated as probable glucan endo-1,3-beta-glucosidase A6. Gene Ontology annotation, cellular component: plasma membrane. Bases 652 to 2052 code for a protein of 466 amino acids. Gene Ontology annotation, biological process: carbohydrate metabolic process. The record is from RefSeq and is a predicted model, not a curated record. Lineage: Eukaryota; Viridiplantae; Streptophyta; Magnoliopsida; Malpighiales; Euphorbiaceae. The transcript is spliced from 3 exons. Gene Ontology annotation, molecular function: hydrolase activity, hydrolyzing O-glycosyl compounds.